AGCCAAAGUGUGUGUGAAGCGCACUUUGAAUGUCGUUCUUGCAGUCGUCCACGACUGCGUAAACUUGCAGUGUCCCUGUUCAGUUGCCUGGGAAGCCCCUAGUACGGAGUGGAGCUGCCAACGCCCGACAUAAAGACUCAAAUCGGAUAUACGGUAUUGAAUGAAUUGUGAAGAAUGCAGACCAUCAAGUGUGUUGUAGUUGGGGACGGUGCUGUGGGUAAAACCUGCCUGCUCAUCUCAUACACUACAAACAAAUUUCCUUCAGAAUAUGUACCUACAGUGUUUGAUAAUUAUGCCGUAACUGUAAUGAUUGGAGGCGAGCCCUACACACUCGGCUUGUUUGAUACCGCAGGUCAGGAAGACUAUGACAGGUUACGACCUCUGAGUUAUCCUCAGACCGAUGUCUUCCUUGUUUGCUUCUCUGUUGUGUCUCCCUCUUCAUUUGAAAAUGUAAAAGAAAAGUGGGUUCCAGAGAUCACCCACCAUUGUCCAAAGACCCCCUUUUUGCUAGUUGGCACUCAGAUUGAUUUGAGAGAUGACCCCUCUACUAUAGAGAAGCUGGCAAAGAACAAGCAAAAACCUAUUACUCCAGAGACGGCAGAGAAGCUUGCAAGAGACCUCAAGGCUGUGAAAUAUGUGGAGUGCUCCGCGCUCACACAGCGAGGCCUGAAGAAUGUAUUUGAUGAAGCUAUCCUAGCUGCCCUAGAACCGCCUGAGAUGCAGAGACAGAGGAAAUGCUGCAUAUUUUAAACAGUGUGCAACUGUUACAACUUCUGUUCACUGCUAAUUACGAUUUGUACUUUAGACGCUUUUUCAAAAUAUUUAAAAACAUAUAUAUCCUGGUUUAAAAAUCUCAACCAAUCUCAAAUUAUUAUUUACUACCCAGUUUAAAGCCUAUAUUGACAAUACUUCACUGCUAAUUGUCACUUUCUGUCUUUCAAUGGUUUAUGUUUACAGUACUUUGACUUUAUGUCUGACUUUUCUUUAUGGUUGGCAAGUUAACAGUAGCAAUGAGGCUAGUGAAACCUUGUUAGCAGUAUCUUGUCAGAGCUCUACAGCUCACAUCUCUUGCAAGGCCUCCUUCAUUGGACCAUUGUCCAAUAUCUAAAGAAAAAUUAUAUCUGACACAUGAUGACCAAGACAGCUGAGGUAACUACAACUAACACACUGUUCAUGAACAAGAGCCAAGGUCAAUAUUAAAGCAAAAGCAGACCAAGAAUUUGGAAUGCAGAUUUAUUUUCCUGUGGUAGUUGACACAGUGAUGCUGUAGACUAAACUUUGGGGGCUCUAGUUUCCUGACUAGCGCAAUGGCGUAUCUCUGCGAAGGGAGGGGUUAGACCCGAUGUGUUAUUCUCAUUUUGUGUAGCCAGUCGGGUUGGGCAUCGUUUGAAUUUAUUCGAUUCCGGUACCUUAUUUUGAUUCCGGUUCCAAACGAUUCGCGUUUCCGAUUCUUUUAGGGGGCUGGGCCAAAAAAGUUUGCAUGGUUUAAAUAAAGGGUGUCCAAAUUAUGAACAUCCAUUUUCUUAACAGCCCGCAGCAUAGACUAAAAUGAACAUUUGACUCUGGGUUCUUUAUAACCAGUAUCACUAUCAAACCUAUGAACUUAAAGCCAGUGUGUGUGGAACUAACCCAAUUUACUUAAUAUUCAUGAAUUAAUGUUUCAACUAAAAGUUAAAUAUAGCAUUGUGUGGUACAGAAAAUGGAUAGAUGGAUGGAUUGUUAAAAUCAUUUUUUGGGACUGUUUUAUCACGUCAAAUGGUUUAUAUGUGCAAGUUUUUACUUUAACUCCCCCUUUUAAGCUUGUAGCCUUUUAUUUUGAAGGGUACGCACCGGAACUCAGCAUUUUGGCACAAAAAGCAACUUCACACAGCACCGGUGUUUUUUGUUUUUGUUUUUUUUAAAUUCAUGGAACCAAAUGCUAUAAAAAGUUGAUUCCUUUCCUUACCCACCGAUGAGGCACAAGGUUAGUGAUUCCUUUCCUUACCCACCGAUGAGGCACAAGGUUAGUGUUUGUGAUACUGUGAGACAACGUUUAUGUGAAUUUUGUCCCAAUUCAUUGUGAUGUAAAGUUGCUACGGUGAAGUUUUAGCUCAAUGUUAAGCUUUUUUUUCCUGUCCUCGGAUCUUACGUUGGUUUGAAGACUAAAAUAAACGCUAAAAGCCAUCAGUGCAAAAGUGCAACCAACCGUUUACAUUGUUAGCUGUCUCAAUGUUGGCAUAGAUGUAUUUUAUUGUUUUACUCACCCAAUUGACUGAGAGUUGACUUCACUGAAGCUCCGCGCGGUUGUAGGCUGAGGCGUCAGACGCUACACAUCGUGAAAGCCUCCUUUGCACAAUGUAAUCUUAUUCCAAGUGUUGCACGGAGGUGACUGGUCGUUCAUUUGAACAAAGUUCAGACACACAUUUGUUCGCCGUUGGGCACAAGCACGACUUUGUGCGCAUUCUUUUUCUUCGUUGGUUUUCGGCACUUCUUAUUUGGGGCUGGAGGACGAGGCAUCAAAACUGGGAACCGAAAUUCUUUAAUUUGAACGGGAGAACUGAGUCCCGGUUCCAAUCGGUUUUCGAUUCUCGAUGCCCAACCCUAGUAGCCAGUGUAUUUAACAAAAGGAACUUUCUGCACUGGUGGGGGUAAACACUACUGACUUUUGAGGCACAACUCCGGUCUUGCAUGCAUGGAGAAAGCAAUCCGUGCUAUUGUCACUUGGCUGUGUGGCAAAUAUAUGGACUAUACUGUGCUGGUGAUAUACCUACUAACCGUGGGCGAUUAAAAUAUGUCCGUGGAAUGAAUCUAUCCCCACUCAUGCACAAACCUUCUCCCCCUGCUCCACCACAUAUGUGCUGGCCAGUGGGGUGAUUUAAACAGAUAAAAACAGGCAGAUAGUGAUGAUAAUAAUAAUAAUGAUGAUGAUGCAUUCAAUUAACUGCUUCCUGGAAUGAUUCGGAGGGUUCUAUGUCCACUGUGCACAUAUUCAUGAUUGAAAUGUGUCUGAUCCAGCCCACAUGUCCGCGGGGCUCGUGUUGUCUACACACACUGCGAGGAGGGGGGCUGCACCUUGCUCUGGUACUUUUUUGGACCAAUGUACCCCCAGUGCAUUUCAAGUGGUGCUGCUGUGGGCGUACUUCAAUCCUCAUCAAUUGAAGCCGGUUCUUUCGUUCCCCUUUUAAAAGCCAUACAAAUAAUCUUGCAUAUGGUGACGUCAUAAAUGCGGUAGAGGUGCCAUGCGAGAUUGGAGCAUUGAAUGUUAGCGCUAUUAUUAAAUGCAGAAUGAGCUGGGGGCUAUUCCAGCAAGCAGGUUCAAAAUGCUCUCAAUCUAAACCUGAGUUCUGAGUUAAUGUCCCCUGAACUCAAAAACUGGGAUCAUUUACGUCCAGAACAACUGAUCUGAAUGAGUUCAAUCAAGUCUAAGUCCGCUCACCUUGAGCUAAGCUCGUUCACGGCCACAACCAAAAGACAUCAUCAAUGGAGCCCUGAUAUGUUGCUUCACCAUGGAAACUGACAGAAACAUGUCAAGUUACUUACUUUCCCCCUUGGAAUUUGAGGUGCGAAUGUGGGUGUUUGGUGAUAUGAAAGUACAGUCCCCACGGCAAGGUCAGUUUGUUUUUGUUGUAUACUGAAGACAUUUGGGUUUCAGAUCAAAAGAUGAAUAUGAGACAAAAGUUCAGAAUUCCAGCUUUUAUUUCAUGAUAUUUACAUUUAGAUUUAAUUUAUUGGAACGUGACUGACGGGUGAUGACUAAUUAUUUUAAUGAUUAAUAAUGAAACAAUUAUUGAAAUGUAAAAAUUACAAAUGUAUAUGUAAAAUUAUUUUCAUGUUAUUUUAUUGACAGUAGAUCAAUUAACCAAGGAUUUCAUUAUAUGAAUAAAACCGAAAUAAUGAUGAAUAAAAAAUUUAAAUAUUGUUUUACUAAUAAAGUAAUUCAUUCUCAUUUUAAAAUGUAAUUAUUUAGAAUUAAAGCUAUAUUAACAAAUUAUUUAUCUAAAACAAACAAAACAUUGUUAAAUUUAUAUGUAUUCAAUUGUAUUAAUAUUCAGUCAAUCAACGAAUUCUAAGAGAAAUUAUUACAAAAUAGAUCAAAUGAAAAAAAUACAUUUCCCAUUUUUAGGAAAAUUUACUAUUAAUGUAAGAAGAAUGCUCGUCGGGUCAGAUAAAACAACGGAGGGGUCUACUGUACUCUGCCCACCUCUGAAUUAGACUGGUCCCAGUGUGAACUGCAGCAUGUCUAUCAUGAUUUGAUAAAAACUAAAAUAUGUUUAGGUACAUGAUUACUAUAUCAAUCACUUCCAAUCCUGUGGAACAAUUAUUAUUAUUUAAAAAAAAAUUUUUUUUUUUAAACACCACAACGGCCGUUUCACUGCGGCGGUGACUUCUCAUCGGCGGACAUGUCGUUGCACUAAAUUUCCAUUGACAUCAGCACAAAUUCGCCGUGUUGACUUUUUAAUCAGAAAUUAGUUUGGGAAUACCAGCCAAUCAUUUUAGAUUUAAUUGUGCUUCAAUAUCAGUGGGAUCGUGGAGAAAUAGGCACCUGUGUUUGCUUCAAGUAGUAGCAGACACGUAGAAAGUCAGGAGCCGGUUCGGUCAGUUACCACGGUGACUCUUCCCCAGCUCUUUGGAAUGGAAUGAUCAGGCUUUCCCUUAUCUCUGUGUCAGCUUUCUCCGGGUUUUCACGUAACCUGCUUGCUGGAUUUGCUUGAAACCCCCUUGGUGAAACAUCGCUGGCGACUUUAAUGCGUCCGCGGACCGCUUGUCCCCUCAAACGAUUGUUCGUUAACACCCCUUCAGCAGGGACGCCCAGACUUCCCUCUCCCAGCCACUUCAUCCAGCUCUUCCGGGGGGAUCCCGAGGCGUUCCCAGGCUAGCCGAAGGAUGUAGUCUCUCCAGCGUGUUCUGGGUCGUCCCCGGGGUCUCCUCCCGGUGGGACAUGCCCGGAACACCUCACCAGGGAGGCGUCCGGGAGGCAUCCGAAUCAGAUGCCCCAGCCACCUCAUCUGGCUCCUCUCAAUGCGGAGGAGCAGCGGCUCUACUCUGAGAUCCUCCCGGAUGACCGAGCUUCUCACCCUAUCUCUAAGGGAGAGCCCGGACACCCUGCAGAGGAAACUCAUUUCGGCCGCUUGUAUCCGGGAUCUUGUUCUUUCGGUCACGACCCACAGCUCAUGACCAUAGGUGAGGGUAGGAACGAAGAUCGACCGGUAAAUUGAGAGCUUCGCCUUUCGGCUUAGCUCUUUCUUUACCACAACGGACCGAUACAAAGUCCGCAUCACUGCAGACCCUGCACCGAUCCGCCUGUCGAUCUCCCGUUCCAUUCUUCCCUCACUCGUGAACAAGACCCCAAGAUACUUGAAUUCCUCCACUUGGGGCAGGAUCUCAUCCCCGACCUGGAGAAGGCAUGCCACCCUUUUCCGACUGAGGACCAUGGUCUCAGAUUUGGAGGUGCUGAUUCUCAUCCCAGCCGCUUCACACUCGGCUGCGAACUGCUCCAAUGAGAGUUGGAGGUCACGGCUUGAUGAAGCCAACAGAACCCCAUCAUCUGCAAAAAGCAGAGAUGCAAUACUGAGGCCACCAAACCGGACCCCCUCUACGCCUCGGCUGCGCCUAGAAAUUCUGUCCAUAAAAGUUAUGAACAUAAUCGGUGACAAAGGGCAGCCUUGGCGGAGUCCAACCCUCACCGGGAACGAGUCCGACUUACUGCCGGAUAUGCGGACCAAACUCUGACUCCGGUCGUACACGGAGCGAACAGCCCGUAUCAGGGGGUUCGGUACCCCAUACUCCCGAAGCACUCUCCACAGGACUCCCCGAGGGACACGGUCGAACGCCUUCUCCAAGUCCACAAAACACAUGUAGACUGGUUGGGCGAACUCCCAUGCACCCUCGAGGACCCUGCCGAGGGUGUAGAGCUGGUCCACUGUUCCACGGCCAGGACGAAAACCACACUGCUCCUCCUGAAUCUGAGAUUCGACUUCCCGACGGACCCUCCUCUCCAGCACCCCUGAAUAGACCUUACCAGGGAGGCUGAGCAGUGUGAUCCCCCUGUAGUUGGAACACACCCUCUGGUCCCCCUUCUUAAAAAGGGGGACCACCACCCCAGUCUGCCAAUCCAGAGGCACUGUCCCCGAUGUUCACGCGAUGUUGCAGAGGCGUGUCAACCAGGACAGCCCCACAACAUCCAGAGCCUUUAGGAACUCCGGGCGAAUCUCAUUCACCCCCGGGGCCCUGCCCCCAAGGAGCUUUUUAACUACCUCGGUGACCUCAAACCCAGAGAUAGGACAGCCCGCCUCAGAGAACCCACACUCUGCUUCCUCAUGGGAAGCCGUGUCGGUGGAAUUGAGGAGGUCUUCGAAGUAUUCUCCCCACCGACUCACAACGUCCCGAGUCGAGGUCAGCAGCGCCCCAUCCCCACUAUACACAGUGUUGGUGGUGCACUGCUUUCCUCUCCUGAGACGUCGGAUGGUGGACCAGAAUUUGCUCGAAGCCGUCCGGAAGUCUUUCUCCAUGGCCUCACCGAACUCCUCCCAUGCCCGGGUUUUUGCUUCAGCGACCACCAGAGCUGCAUUCCACUUGGCCAGCCGGUACCCAUCAGCUGCCUCAGGAGUCCCACAGGCCAAAAAGGCCCGACAGGACUCCUUCUUCAGCUUGACGGCAUCCCUCACCGUUGGUGUCCACCAAUGGGUUCGGGGAUUGCCGCCACGACAGGCACCGACCACCUUACGGCCACAGCUCCGGUUGGCCGCCUCAGCAAUGGAGGCGCGGAACAUGGUCCACUCGGACUCGAUGUCCCCCGCCUCCCCCGGAACAUGAGCAAAGUUCUGUCGGAGGUGGGAGUUGAAACUCCUUCUGACGGGAUUCUGCCAGACGUUCCCAGCAGACCCUCACAAUACGUUUGGGCCUGCCACGUCGGACCGGCAUCUUCCCCCACCAUCGGAGCCAACUCACCACCAUGUGGUGAUCAGUUGACAGCUCCGCCCCUCUCUUCCCCCGAGUGUCCAAGACAUGCGGCCGCAAGUCCGAUGACACGACCACAAAGUCGAUCAUCGAACUGCGACCUAGGGUGUCCUGGUGCCAAGUGCACGUGUGGACACCCUUAUGCUUGAACAUGGUGUUCGUUAUGGACCACAAUUGUACAAUAUGUAAUAUUCUUUGAAAUAGAAAAGUAGAGAAUAAUUCUAUACACUGCCAUGCGCUUGAUGUGGUCAUGAUCAAUUAAAAACUCAUCUUUUGUAUUCGUUCAGCAUAUGCUUUUGUCCAAGUUCUCCACAGCGGGGUGAUAAGUUUGCAGUCAAGGACAUGAAUGUUAUGGAACUAUUUGGCCGACAAUUUAAACUAUAACAACCAUACUUUUUCCGGCGCAGACUGAUUGUGUAAUAUCCAAUUGUACACCAAAAAAAUAAAAGAAUUUGGACUUUAACCCACUUAAAAUUGUUUCAAUUAGGCUUAAAGUCGUGAACUAUAUAUUUUUUUAAAUGGGGUCUUCACAGCAUUGAGUAUUUCCUUUUCACUUUUUUUUUAAACAAAUAUCUAAUAUGGGAAAAAUGUAAAUUCUAGCAUUAUUUGCAGGUUAUCCACAUUCUCCCUCCCCUUCUGGUGACUAAAAAAUUGUUUGGACCAGUGAUUCUAAAAGUGUGCUACUAGUACCACUAGUGGUAUGUGAAAGAAUCAUGGCCCUUAUACAGUUGUUGAACUUUUUUUCUCCAGUUUUCCUAUAUUUAGAUACAAUGUUAAUGUUCAAAUUGUGCAAAAUAUUACAGUGACUUGCAAUAAUAAUAAUUUCAGGAAUGCUUAGACCUACUAUGCUAUUUUUAUUUUAAUGUUGGUCGGGCUGGUGGUACGCUCAGUAUUUAUUUCUUGUUUUUAGGUCUAUGGUGUAAAAGGUUUAAGUAGAACUGGUUUAGACUGUCUUGCCCAACUAAAGAACCACCAAAGCAGAGGCACGCGACACAAAACACUGAACAGAAAGUUGUCACAAUCUAUCAUCAUGUAACAGCGUUACCGUUGUGCCCAUGAGCUGUUUACCAACAGCAGUAGUUUACCAAAGGUGAAUGAAAUAAUGGACAGCUCACAAUUCUGCAGCAAAACUUCCAACUGUUGCAAGUUAUUUUAUAUCAGUCAUAGACAGGUUUUUUAAUUUUUUUUAUUUUUUAUUUUUUUUUACAAAGUGCCUACGCCCAUCCAUUGCACAAGCGUGCGACACGCCGGCGGCAAGAGAGUCAUUCGUGAAGAAGUCGUUGACAUUAAGGGAUAGGAGCCAUUUCCUGCCUGUUUGCAAAUUUAUCAAAGACACAAUAUGACUACUGUAUCUUUUACCAUCAUGCUUCACGCCAUGGGCAUGCAUGUAACAAAGAGCGCAAUGGCAGCAAACAGACAAUGGCACACUGAAUUUCAUUCUACAGAAUACAUUAUAAUAUAAAGUUUAAUGUAUGUGUAUGAUUUGACAUGUUUUACGUUUUUACAGCAAACACAGUGAUAUUUUGGAAACAGAAAAACAUAUCUAAUCAAAUACAGACUGUAUUGAUGGAAAAUACUAAGUAACUUCCAAUAUCCUGUAUCACAUUUUUGUACAGUAACAGUCAUGCCCCAGAAAAAAAGCAUAGUUCAAAGAAAAAAAUGGUGGUUAAACCAAUGACAUUAUGUCCAUGUUGAAUGUACGUAAACCAUUUGAAACUAUUCUGGAAACCUUUGCAUUGCUUGUUGUGACAUAAAUAAAAUAAUAUAUAAACAGUUGUUUUGAAGAAACAAACUUAUAAUAAAGCACAAAUGAGGUACUCUUUC
Messenger RNA from Phyllopteryx taeniolatus (common seadragon), 8760 nucleotides. RefSeq names its product cell division control protein 42 homolog. The transcript is spliced from 6 exons. Gene Ontology annotation, molecular function: GTPase activity; GTP binding. Lineage: Eukaryota; Metazoa; Chordata; Actinopteri; Syngnathiformes; Syngnathidae. The record is from RefSeq and is a predicted model, not a curated record. Gene Ontology annotation, biological process: small GTPase-mediated signal transduction; modification of synaptic structure. The coding region runs from base 175 to 750 and encodes 191 amino acids. Gene Ontology annotation, cellular component: dendritic spine.